AACCUCACACUUUAUUUUUCUUUUCCAUCGCGAAAAAUGGGGCGCGACACUAGCUCUACACAUUUUCGGUUUCAAAUUGCCCCACUCCAGCGGUGGAUUUGAUGGAUGAUUAUCGUCGUAAGACACGAAAUUCUUGUUCUUCUUCUGAAUUUUUUUUUUUAAAGUUCAUUUCUAUCCAUCCUCUAUCCGGCCCCCUCCCUUUUUUUAUGUUUUCUCUUUUUCUUUUGACCUUUUAGAUAUAUAUAUUUUUUAUAAAUAUGAUGUAUAUAACAUAAAUAUUGAUAUGCGUCCAUUAAUGAGAACGAGGUCCACAACCCACCAGUCCUAUUGCAUUUUGCUAAUGCCGCUGAGUAGUCGCCUUUUAAGUCCCAAGAGGCCAGGAAGAAGCUACUUGCUACAAAAUCUUCACCAACUCCAAUGACCCUAAGCCCCACCCUCCCGCUUUCACUCCUUCGCUAGUUGCAUUUUGCUGGAUUUGUUUUGCGGCUUUUGCCCUGUACUAAUUAGAUAUUUACAGCUACCAUAUAUCAUGAUAUGUAUGUAAUGGAGGAAUACGGGACAAUAAAUAAAUCCAUCUUUUGUUACCAAUAAUACAGCAUCAAUAGUCUUUAAAAACUAGUACUUGAAAGUUUGAAGUUUUGAUGUACACAUCCCUCUAAAUCGAAGAUACUUGAACAAUGAUAUACAGACACGAACGCAUAUUUUGUGAAUGUAAGGGUUGUAUAAGUGGGAAAUUUUUUAUGGUCAUUUUUUUUGUGUAAAAAAUUAUUACGUUUUCGUGGACAUAUUUUUUAAUUAUCUUUUUAUUUCAUAUACAUCAAAUCAUUAUGAUAUAUAGAAAUCAAAUCGUUGUGGUAUAUAUUUCUAUAGAAACUUCUAAAAAUAAUAAUCCAAACGGAGUUUAAAUUUGCAAGUUCCUUCCUCUUAUGAUCAAUGAGAUUCUCUCACUUCACAAGUCUCAGUAUACAUAAAUAUGGGUUGGCCAGCCAGCCUAUGGGUUCUAAGUGCCAAACUCUUGUCCGAAUAGUGAACGGUGAACGCACUGCAUCUAUCUAUCCUCCCCAAUUCCACCUCUCCAACUCAAAAAACUCAUCAUAUCAUACCAAUAAUCAUAUUCCCUCCCUCCCUUCUCCCUGAGUCCAAAGUGGAGAGUGUAAAUUAAGCAAGAAGAUUAUAGGGCGAGAAAAAAUGCCAAGCAAUCUGGGAAGAAACAUAAAUCUUUGCUUCACAAAUAUCACGGCACCCUCAUCUCCCCAAUCCUCGAUCCAAGCUGAGCACAGCCGUUCCCUAUCCAGCUCCGCAGCAUCAGUCCUCAUCAAGAACUUCAACUCCCUCUACGAUUUCACUUUUGACUGCACCACCUAUUCCAAGUCCUUUCCCCACCCCACGUCCGCCACCACCACCUCCGACGACGACCUCUCCUCCUCCGAAUCCUACACCACCUCCUCCACCCCGGACUUCUCCACCGUCUUCGCAUCCCAACGCUUUUUCUGCUCCUCUCCUGGCCGUUCUAACUCCAUCAUAGACUCCUCAUCGUCCCUAUCGUCAACCUCCUCGUCGUCUCCGGGCAUCCCGACCGAACCCGACAGCGUCGUGGGAGGAAGCAUUGCUGUUGCGACCUAUUCGCCAGACCCUUUCAUGGACUUUCGACGGUCCAUGCAAGAAAUGGUGGAGGCCCAUGACCUGAUCGACGUUGCAGCCAAUUGGGACUACUUGCACGAGCUUCUCACCUGCUAUCUGUCUCUCAAUCCCAAGAGAACCCACAAAUUCAUCGUCGGAGCUUUUGCCGAUCUUCUUGUCAGUCUCAUUACUUCAUCAUCACCAGAUGAUGAGCGCUGCCGCUGUACGAAAUCAAAAUUCUCCGAUGAUGGUCGUAAGAUGUCAGGCAUGGGUGGACGGAUGUGAAAUUUUUGCGGGCCCCUAGCCAUUAAUUAAGAUCACGUCAUUGUUUUAGGGAGGAAAGGCGUUCAAGGUAAUAAGGUGGUGAAUGGAUAGCAAUGAGAGUCGAAUCUCUGCAUCUUUUUGAGGAAAGAAAAGAAUACGAGUGGCUGCAAAUGUGAUUAAUGUAGAAAAUUAUGGAAAUCUGAAAAGAAAUUGAUGUAAUGUUGACAGUUCAUUGUUAUGCAUGCAUCUGGUCCCCUAUUGUCCUCAAUUAUAUCGAUACAUAAAUAAAUUUAAUGGUAUCAUUAAGACCUUUAUAUUUCUGGCACUUCUUGUUUCUUGGUUUUUAAGUUACUUACAUGCUUCUAAUUUUCUAAAUAUGCUAAGCAGCCUAGCACGGCUGCACGACACAGAAGCAGAAGCAGGAGACGAAGCCUUGGUCUUUGCUUCUGGUGGCAGACUCCCUGAAAAGUGUAUCUACUUUUUCAGAGUUUUCUUUUUUUUUGGGGUUAAUUCAGAUUCCAGCGUGCAGGACAAUAAUGGAAUGAAGACAAGACCAGAUUUGUACUCUGAUGGGAUAUCCAGACCAUCCACCUUUCCAAUUUCUAAAAGCUGCCCCCGUCUUUAAUAGAGUACUUUCAUUCAGUCACCGUGGCGUUCUUCCUAUUGAACUUCUGACCCCGACCCUAAUCGAAAGAAGAUGACAGACAAAAAGGGUCCUUCUUACGACGUAGUUGGCCUUCACUCAUCAAGGAGGGCAUUAGGCUUGGGCAGAAGCUAAGGUAGCUGGCCUUUCGGCCUCGCUGCCCACGCCCGCUGAACUCGAUUGGGGAGAAAGAUAAUUUGCUACAAUCUGUAUGUUAAUGAUGCAUCUGUUGACAAACAUUGGUCAUGCAAGUUUACCUUCUUCUACCAUAAGGAAAGAAAACCAAAUGGCAAAAGAACUUCUUAACAUUUUGUUAGCUUUGGCAAUGUUUGUAUUGUACUCACUGUAUACGAACAUUGGAAGCUGUAAUUCGGUCGUCUCACUUCAUUUUGCCACCUUUUCUCUAGUUUGGAGAAGGAUUGUAUAUAAGUGAGAUGACGCUGGAGUUUAAUUUAACAUAUAGUAUUCCAUAAUAACUAUCCUCAGAUCCGUUUUAAGUGGGGGAAA
Messenger RNA from Coffea arabica (coffee), 3034 nucleotides. RefSeq names its product transcription repressor OFP16. Gene Ontology annotation, biological process: negative regulation of DNA-templated transcription. The record is from RefSeq and is a predicted model, not a curated record. Lineage: Eukaryota; Viridiplantae; Streptophyta; Magnoliopsida; Gentianales; Rubiaceae.